AUGCGUUUCACUGCUGCUUCCAUUGCUUUCUUCGCCGGCCUUGCCGCUGCUCUCCCCAACGGUGACGUCCAGACCGUCUACGAGACCCAGGAUGUUACCAUCACCUCCUGCGCUCCCACCGUCACCAACUGCCCUGCUCGUUCCACCUCCACCCCCCAGGGUGCUGACGCCGUGACCGCUACUUCCGCUGCCCACAGCACCGCUUCUGCUCCCGCUGAGACUCACUCCGCCCACAGCAGCAGCAGCGCCAGCAGCGUUCCCGUCAUCCCUGCUCCCUCCAACACUGCUCCUGCCGCCUCCAGCGUCUCCGUCAUUGCUGUGACCACCUGCGUGCCCACCGUCACCUACAUCACCGUCCCUGUCGGUACUCCUAGCAGCUCUGCCGGUGCCGUUUCUCACACUUCCGUCCCCGUCAUCCCCUCUGCUCACACCGGCAAGCCUACUCCUAGCGCUACUCCUUCCUCUACUCCUCCUGGUGGUCUCGCCACUGGCGCUGGUAACACCCUCGGCGGCUCUUUCGUCUUCGCUGGUGCUGCCGCCGCUGCCGCUUUCUUCCUGGCUUAG
Molecule: messenger RNA, 564 nt
Organism: Aspergillus udagawae
Lineage: Eukaryota; Fungi; Ascomycota; Eurotiomycetes; Eurotiales; Aspergillaceae
Product: GPI anchored serine-rich protein
Exons: 2
Coding region: 1-564 (187 amino acids)
Source: RefSeq, a predicted model, not a curated record